AAAAAGUAUCCAAGUCAGUCACCCCUUCAUAAAUCUGUUCCUUAUUUGUUCAUGUGUUGUGCUUAUUCUCGCACCCCGGACUCAUAUGAGACCAACCUUGCAAAAUUGAAGGAGGAACGGGGUUCUAUUGUUGAAGAUUUUCUAAAGGACCUUCCCAAGGAGAGCUGGUGUUCGGCUUUUUUUUAUGGGGAGAGGUUUGGUGAAAUGACCAACAAUUUGGCCGAGACUUUUAACAAUUGGGUGGGGGAUUUGAAGAGUCUUCCUAUUUAUGAUCUGAAUGAAGGUAUUAGAACCAAGUCUAUGGAGAGAAUUGCUGAGCGGAAAGAAGGGUCAAAGGAAUGGGUCACUGUUUUGUGUCCAAACAUGGAAAAGAAAUUGAUUAAUAACUUGGCGGUUGGGCGACAUUGGCGAGUUAUGAGAUCUGAUACAUCUGUUUAUGAAGUUCAAUGUCAAAAGUACAGGGUAAUGGUGAACUUGGGAGAGGAUUUCGUUUGUUCGUGUGGGGAAUGGAAAUGUCAUGGUUUUCCUUGUUCACAUGCCCUUGUUGCAAUUCAGCAACAUGGUGCCUCUCCUUACUUAUAUGUCAGCCCUUACUAUAAGGUGGAUAAAUUCUGAGAAACCUACUCUCACACCAUUAACCCAAUCCCUUCCAUUUCAAUGCCUGUUGAUCUUGCUCGAUCGUCAUUUCCAUUGCAGCCUCCUUUGACUAAAAGACCUGCUGGAAGGCCAAA
This is a messenger RNA of Fragaria vesca subsp. vesca, 731 nucleotides long. RefSeq lists its product as uncharacterized. Lineage: Eukaryota; Viridiplantae; Streptophyta; Magnoliopsida; Rosales; Rosaceae. The record is from RefSeq and is a predicted model, not a curated record. Bases 52 to 615 code for a protein of 187 amino acids. The transcript is spliced from 2 exons.